GGGCGGCGGCUGCAGAGGGAGCCGCAGCCUGGCGGUUCUCGAGUCAGUCGUUCGCAGAGGAGGAGCGGCGGGAGGUGGGACGGCCGGCGAGGGAGAGUACCGAGGGCAGGAGCCGGCCAGCUGGUUCCGGCUGAGGAGACACUGAGAAAGGGGCGCACCGAGAGGAAGAUGCCUAGUACCGACCUUCUGAUGUUGAAGGCCUUUGAGCCCUACUUCGAGAUUUUGGAAGUAUACUCCACAAAAGCCAAGAAUUAUGUAAAUGGGCACUGCACCAAAUAUGAGCCCUGGCAGCUAAUUGCAUGGAGUGUCGCGUGGACCCUGUUGAUAGUUUGGGUGUACGAGUUUGUCUUCCAGCCAGAGAGUUUAUGGUCGAGGUUUAAAAAGAAAUAUUUUAGGCUUACCAGGAAGAUGCCAUUUAUUGGUCGCAAGAUCCAAGACAAGCUGAACAGGACCAAGGAGGAUAUUAACAAGAACAUGUCAUUCUUGAAAGUGGACAAAGAGUAUGUGAAAGCUCUUCCCUCCCAGGGUCUGAGCCCAUCUGCAGUUCUGGAGAAACUCAAGGAGUACAGCUCUAUGGAUGUCUUCUGGCAAGAAGGGAGAGCCUCAGGAGCUGUGUACAGUGGGGAGGAGAAGCUCACGGAGCUGCUCGUGCAGGCUUAUGGAAAUUUUGCAUGGAGUAACCCACUACAUCCAGAUAUAUUCCCGGGACUUCGUAAGAUAGAGGCAGAAAUUGUGAGAAUGACUUGUUCACUGUUCAAUGGGGGUCCAGAUUCCUGUGGAUGUGUGACCUCCGGGGGGACAGAAAGCAUCCUGAUGGCCUGCAAAGCUUCGGACCUGGCCUUAGAGAAGGGGAUCAAAACUCCAGAAAUUGUGGCUCCCCAAAGUGCCCAUGCUGCCUUUGACAAAGCAGCCAGUUAUUUGGGAUGAAGAUUGUGCGGGUUCGCGAAUAAGAUGAUGGAGGUGGACGUGCGGGCAAUGAGAAGAGCCAUCUCCAGGAACACUGCUAUGCUGGUCUGUUCUGCUCCACAGUUUCCUCACGGUGUGAUAGAUCCUAUCUCCGAAGUGGCCAAGCUGGCUGUCAAAUACAAAAUACCUCUUCAUGUAGAUGCGUGUCUGGGAGGCUUUCUCAUCGUCUUUAUGGAGAAAGCAGGAUACCCACUGGAGAAGCCGUUUGAUUUCCGGGUGAAAGGUGUGACCAGCAUUUCAACUGAUACCCACAAGUAUGGCUACGCUCCCAAAGGCUCGUCAGUAUUGUUGUACAGUGACAAGAAGUACAGGAGCUACCAGUUCUUCAUUGAAACAGAUUGGCCGGGUGGCAUCUACGCUUCCCCAAGCAUCGCUGGCUCACGGCCUGGUGGCAUCAUUGCUGCCUGUUGGGCCACCCUGAUGCACUUCGGUGAGAACGGCUAUGUUGAAGCUACCAAACAGAUCAUCAAAACUGCUCGAUUCCUCAAGUCAGAACUGGAAAAUAUCAAAGGCAUAUUUGUUUUUGGGAAUCCUCAGUUGUCAGUCAUUGCUUUGGGCUCCCAUGAUUUUGACAUCUAUCGGCUAUCUAAUUUGAUGACUGCUAAGGGGUGGAACUUGAACCAGUUGCAGUUCCCACCAAGUAUUCAUUUCUGCAUCACAUUAGUACAUACCCGGAAGCGAGUAGCAAUCCAUUUCCUAAAGGAUGUCCGAGAAUCUGUCACCCAAAUCAUGAAAAAUCCUAAAGCCAAGACCACAGAAUGUUCCUUUAUGCAGAAAGGCAGAUUGGAAAGUACCUUGUCAAAAUGUACUGGUGCCAUUUAUGGCAUGGCCCAGGCAACUGUUGACAGGAAUAUGAUUGCGGAAUUGUCCUCAGUCUUCUUGGACGGCCUAUAUAGUACGGACGCUGUGACCCAAGGAAGCCAAAUGAAUGGUUCUCCAAAACCCCGCUGAGCAUGAACCCUUUCUAGUCCCAAGGAGCUACUGGCCUUCAGAAGGUUCUUGGGUGUGGAACAGGCUGCGUGCAACUUUGACAUCUGUUCCUGCUCCAUAGAGCACAACGAGGUAGACAUAAGACAGCUUGCGCCUCAGGAUUUUGUUUCUCCUUUUGUUACUUUUUAUGAUUUUUAAUUUGAAGACCCCAAAGGAUUCUACUGCAUAAUGAAUCUUCCCUUGCCAUCAAUGUUACCCUAGAAUUGUUUUAACUAUUUCCUUCUCUAACUUUUCAGCUUUCAUCUUUGCUCAGUCCUUGUGUGGUGGCUCUGACCUGUCCUGAUUCUGUAGGGAAGCUAUAAGAUAGCAAAAGGGUUUCCUUGUUACCUAGGCAGAUAUUUUGGCUAGCUAGGUAGCACACGUUUAUGUAACAGAUAUUUCCCUGGGUGGGUGUUUGGAGCAUUCUAAGUAGGAGUCUCUCUGCUCAAGAGUAGGUCGGUUGUCUCUUUCAAAAUCUCUUUCACUACAGCUUGUUCUGUUUUUCCAGGACACAGGUUGGCCAGGUUGCUGUUGCCUGUCGUGCAGCCCUGGAGCGAUUGACCAUGUCUGCUCAGGUGCCCAUGGGGGGGUUGGAGUACUCCAUUCUCCUCUUGUGCUUGCAGGCCCUAUGAGACCUUGGUUGUCACUCUUUUUGGAGAUGGUGUUUGAAAUCAUGCACCCAUUGGCUUGUCGUUUCCUUUGAGUAGGAAGAGAAUGGUUUCCAGAGCAUCUAGGACUUUCUGGUUGUGGUGCUGCCUCCCUGCAUUGGCAAUGGCCAGAGUACAGUUGAGUCCUUUUAGUGAUGAGCAAAAACCAGAUGGUUUUCUAUAAUUUCCUGAAUAUCAGCAUAGAUGAGCAUCCUGGUUCAAAUGUCGGUCACCAAAGUUAGUGGUGGUUCUGCCUCCCUUGCCUUAAGCUGUCGUGUAACAGGAGUCUGUUUGCUAAAGGAAAGCUCAGAGCACCUCCACAAGUUGCCUUGACUUACUCUAGGUGGGUGUGGAAGGGCGUGGAGAACAUUUCCUCUCUCCAUGUUCUUCCUGCCUCUUCCCCCUUGAUUCACCUUCCAAAGGUACUAUGGCAGUUAGCCUCAGGUACUGGAUGCUGCUCAGCCUUAGCUCAAAGGGAGCAGCGGGAACGACAUAAACAUUUUGGAAUAGGAAUGCAUGACUUCAAGCAGCCAUUAUGGUCUAGGGCCUGGAAUUCCUUCAGAAGACUAGCUGCUCAGGAUGGUGCAGAGGAAAGAACCAAAUCCUGUGCUCACUUCCUUCUUUUCUCCCUUUUUUGGGGCCCUAAUUUAGGUUGAGCCACUGCCCUGCUCUAGUGACAUUAUACCAUGUGCCUUCUCCCCAGCAGUGAGCUCUUCCUGACCCAGCCCUAGGGGAAAUGGACCAGUCUUAGAAGUUCCUAUUGGGUGGGCGAGAACUUAAGUCAAGUCAGGAGAAACUGCUCUGUUCCCUCCCCUUCUCAGGGACUUGAAUAUCCAGCCUUUCUAGGCUGCUGUCCUCAAGCUGCCCUCAGCUCCUCAGCACAUCUGUCACAGGUGUUCUUUAGCACUGCACUUUUCAUCCAAUAACUGUGACUAGCUGGCCAUGUCACUGCAGGGCUGGUGUGUGUGUGUGUGUGUGUGUGUGUGUGUGUGCGCGCGCGCGUGCGCGCGCGCUCCUGUGCUUCCCUCCUGUUUGCUCUGCAGUGCAUUGUGGGGUUCAAGAGCAGUUAUAUACCUGUGUGUGUGUGUCAGGGAAAGGCCGAGAUCUUUAGGACAUAGGAGUCACACGCUUCCUCCCAGUUGCUGAACCGGUGGGCACUUCCUUGAGAGAGUAGCUGUGGUCAGAGCCGUCUAAGAAUUGCCUUGGGUCUCCAGGCAUCAUGUUGGAGGAGGUCCAGGGACUCAGAGCCACCCAACAAGCUCCACUGUGGCUUGCCAGCUGCUAAAAAGGCAGAGCACAUGCCUUGCUGUCUCCCCAGGACCAGACCCUGAGCCCUCACUUCCUCUGUACUGCGACAGCACUGGUGCUGUGGGGUGGUGGUGGUUUUCAAAGGGACCGACUGUAACCACUUUAAUAUAUGAUUAGGAGCCUUAGUUUGGCUUAACACUUGUGUAGGCUUCCAUUUGUGUCUAUUUGUGUGUAUGUGUGUGUGUGUGUGUUGUGUGCACAUAAUUCCUAACGUGUGGCAGAGGUGAGUAGGGUGUCUCUUAAUGGUAAUCAUGUUGCUAGCAGAUGUCACAUUGGCUUCUGCAAAAACUGUACUGUCUCGUUUCUGCAUUAGAAGUAAGUAGACCUGUGAAAAUACUGCCACGUCACUUUUAAUAUUACCAGUUUUAUACUUGGAAAAUGGUACUUGUCUCUUAUAUCUUUUUUGUCUUCUCUAAACCGUCCCCUCUCCAAAAAUACGCUCCCUUCAUAAUUGCAGCAAUAAUCUCUGAAAUUAAACAAUUCAGUGUCCCACUGUG
Messenger RNA from Sciurus carolinensis (gray squirrel), 4387 nucleotides. It is a transcript of the gene Sgpl1, whose product is annotated as sphingosine-1-phosphate lyase 1. Gene Ontology annotation, biological process: carboxylic acid metabolic process; sphingolipid catabolic process. Gene Ontology annotation, cellular component: endoplasmic reticulum. The record is from RefSeq and is a predicted model, not a curated record. NCBI's taxonomy places the organism in Eukaryota, Metazoa, Chordata, Mammalia, Rodentia, Sciuridae. Gene Ontology annotation, molecular function: sphinganine-1-phosphate aldolase activity; pyridoxal phosphate binding.